Messenger RNA from Cydia pomonella (codling moth), 12127 nucleotides. RefSeq lists its product as uncharacterized. Bases 866 to 3181 code for a protein of 771 amino acids. The transcript is spliced from 13 exons. Gene Ontology annotation, molecular function: zinc ion binding. The record is from RefSeq and is a predicted model, not a curated record. NCBI's taxonomy places the organism in Eukaryota, Metazoa, Arthropoda, Insecta, Lepidoptera, Tortricidae.
UAGAUAUGAAUAAUUUAUCUUAUCUCCUGAUAACCGUAUGACCUUUGAUGUUGAAAAUACGAGUAACACGGGUGUUGGUAGUCCGUCUAAGGGUCUCCCCACACCUAUCCACUCUGAAUAGAGUACAUAAGUUUUCAAUUUCGUAAUUACCCAAAAUAUGGCGUGCCAAUCAAUUAUAAAUUAAUUAUGUAUUAUCUGUGGCAGGAUACCAUUGAAAUCAAUGAAUCUUCAAUAAUUAUUAAAUUCGAAUUAAUUAUUAAUAGGUAAGUACAAUUUCAAUGUUUAGAUUGAUCAGCCCGAACAAGAUAACGUUCCGUUCGAUCUCUAGGUUCAAUCGCUCGAAAAUUCAUCUAACCUAACCUAUUGAAUUAUACCCUACUAGAAAUAUGGUCACGCCUAUUUACAACUUUUAACAUAUGAUAAUGAUAACCCCCCCUUUUUUAUUCCAUCCUUGUGCACUGUCAUUGCUCCGCAGAACAAAGGAAUAAAUACAUAUCGUUUUGAUAAAAUUAUUCGCGACGCAUCGGAAUAGGUAGUUAUGGUCGAGCACUCGUCACGGGUUAUCGUAUCACUCGAUAUUUGCGGACACCACUUGAGCACUUGUUCGAAAUUUGAAUUUUGUUUUAAUUACACGCGGAAAAAAACGUGUAAAUAGUGUUGUUCUCGUGUUCAAAGUUUAUUUAGUGUUUUUUUUUGUUAUCUCAGUUUGUUCUGUAUAUUGAGUGCAGUGCUUGGAAUAGUAUAAGAAUUUGGCGUUCUCUUGUGGAUUUUUGCCAAAGUGAAGCGACAGGAAUCCAGUUUUACACGGAUAUGUAUCUAUAUUUAUACAUGAGAGCGAGCGACGGUGUCCGUCGCUGCGUAUAACAUGCGCUCCAUCCUGGCCUACUACGCCGACGCGGUAAUGGCAGCGGCGGCGCGCGGCGCGGGCUGCGCGCUCGGCUGCAGCGGCCGCGGGGACUGCCUCAACGGCACGUGCCUAUGCGAGAUCCGGUAUUCCGGUGACGAGUGCGCCGGGCCCAACAUGCCUUACCAUGCGUGUAUCGGCGGCGUAUUUCUCCUAGUCGCCUUCGUAUGCGCCGUGCAACUAACGAUAUGCAUAGUGUCGGAGUACAGAAGACUCAAGGCGCCCACCUUCCUUAGAGCCUGCAAGGUCACCACUCAGAAAAUGCUGUACCUCGUCGCGUUCCUGGCCUCGCUCAUACGCGGGGCCUACUUCGUGUCACCUUCAGCGUUCCAAGAGGGCUGGGCGACGAGCCUUCUCUCCGCUUACUAUCCAUUGCUCCUGUCUGGCUCUUCGCUCAUCGUCUGCUUCUGGGCCGAGGUGUUCCACCUCCGCGAUAUCCGCUGGGAGCGGCCCCGGUUCCUGUCCAAGUCAUUCCUGGCGUUCGUGACGUUCAACCUGAUCAGCUACUCGCUGCUGGCGGCCGAGGUGCUCACCACCAACGUUGCUGACACUACCGCUAAAGAGAAGAGCUUCUACCAGCACGUGUUCAACGGCUGCUACGCGGUGCUGCUCUUCAUCGUGGUCACCUUCUUCCUGAUCUACGGCGUAGAAGUAUAUUUCAAGCUUCGCGGCGAAUUCCUCAAGGAGACAAAGGUGUGCACAGUGAUACAACCGCGGCCGGGGCCUUCUUCCGCGGCAGAUGAUGACGCUCAAGCCACGCUCGUCACCAAACAGGGCGUCCAAACGGACAUGUCUCGCGGCGGUGCAGUUGAUCCCCGCUCGGUGGACCACUCCCAACUCCACCAAUCCAGGGUCGGGCUCGUCAGCCAGGCUUUGAUGCUGAUCCUCAUUGCUGGGUUCCUCGCCUCGGAGACACUCAGCGAGCUGUGGAAGACUAAAGUCCCAGUGGUUUCCCGCAACUGGCACGACCUUGUGUUCCGCCUUGCCGAGAUCGGGGUCGCGCUAUGGUUCCCCUGCGUCCUGUGGAACUCCAUGGCACCCGAGCGACUGUGGCUCCUGAACCCUCGGCGCCUGUUGGCGCGCCAGCUCGACGAUGCCAAGCUGCAGGAGUUGUUACAGCAUCACCAGGACGCUAAGCAAGACGUCGAAACCGAUUCGCUAGUGGGCAGCGUCGGCUCCGCCCGCGACUGCUGGAUCUGCUACGACAGCUCCCGCCCCGAGCCCCUCAUCCACCCCUGCCGCUGCACCGGCGACGUGUCCGCCGUGCACCACGACUGCCUCAGCCGGUGGCUGGGAGAGAGUGUAAAAACACCUGACGGCUUGAAAUGCAAGGUGUGCAACACGCCCUACAUCGUCCAGGAGACUAGCAGGGUGGAGUGGGAGCGCGGGUUCACGGUGGUGCACUGGGUGCGCACGGCGCUGUGCGUGGCGUGCAUAUGCGGCGCCAGCGCUGCCGCCUGGGUGGCGGUGCAGCUGUCCACGUCCCCAGUGGUGAGGGUGCUCGCCGCCGGGGCAGCCUCACUAGUGUGCUACGUGGCCGUGAGGUAUGUAGUACAGGGUGGAGUGGGAGCGCGGGUUCACGGUGGUGCACUGGGUGCGCACGGCGCUGUGCGUGGCGUGCAUGUGCGGCGCCGGCGCCGCCGCCUGGGUGGCGGUGCAGCUGUCCACGUCCCCAGUGGUGAGGGUGCUCGCCGCCGGAGCAGCCUCACUAGUGUGCUACGUGGCCGUGAGGUAGUACAGGGUGGAGUGGGAGCGCGGGUUCACGGUGGUGCACUGGGUGCGCACGGCGCUGUGCGUGGCGUGCAUGUGCGGCGCCGGCGCCGCCGCCUGGGUGGCGGUGCAGCUGUCCACGUCCCCAGUGGUGAGGGUGCUCGCCGCCGGAGCAGCCUCACUAGUGUGCUACGUGGCCGUGAGGUAGUACAGGGUGGAGUGGGAGCGCGGGUUCACGGUGGUGCACUGGGUGCGCACGGCGCUGUGCGUGGCGUGCAUGUGCGGCGCCGGCGCCGCCGCCUGGGUGGCGGUGCAGCUGUCCACGUCCCCAGUGGUGAGGGUGCUCGCCGCCGGAGCAGCCUCACUAGUGUGCUACGUGGCCGUGAGAUUCCUUGGCAUGAACACCGUAACAGCCUAUCAAAAGGCCAAGAUCUCCUCUCUCCGCAUUCUCACGGAACCAAUGGAUGCCCCACAGGACGACCAGCUAGCUACCAUCAGCAAGACGGUCACCGUCGAGAUCGCUUCCAAAGCGGUGUUGGAGCGAGCUCUAAAGGGGGAGAUCAAUAAAUAAACUAGUGUUGUGAACAGUGAUUAAAAUCUGUGAAGUGACACCCCUGAAUCUAAAGCUAGAAAACGCAAUAUCAGUUAAUCAGAGAGAAGAUUGAUCCUAACGCGGUCCUAGAGUGAGUUCUAAAGGGGGAGAUCAAUGAAUAAACCGUAGUGAGUGUAGUGAACAUGUGACAUCCCUUAAAAACUGCGAAACACCCCCGAAUCAUGCGCUAGAUGGCACAAAACCUGCUAGCGAUCAUCAGAAAAACGGUCACCGAGCUUCUAAAGCGGUUGUCGAACGAGCUCUAAAGGGAAGUGAUCAAUGGUGUUUGAAACAGUGUUGUGAAACUACGUUAAUGUCACCCGAUUGAUUAAUUAUUGUGUCUGCAAAACGUAGUUGACACCCCUAAGGAUUGAUGAAGUGUUCUUGGGACACCCCUAAAAAUGUCAGUGCCCCGUAGUAUCUGUGAGUUAAUAGGGGUUUCAACAGGAAGUGAGUGCGCUCUGAAAAACUAAAUUCUUUGUGGGAACGAUCAAUAUUUUAGUGUCUCGAUACAUAUAUCGCUUGCAGAUCAUUUGAUGAGUGAUAGCCCUGAACAUUGUUCGAGAUUUAGAACUAUUAUCUACAUAAAAAUAAUUAGGGUUGUCACGCCAAGCAAUCACAUCAGCAAAAAUGACUGUUACGAUCAAUUUUGGUUUGUAAAAUUUUGCAGUUAGGUAUGGAAGAGAGGAAGUGAGAGGGAGAUUUUCAAAGUGAAACGUGAAAUAAAUGUGUGACAAAAAACUUAUACGUUAUAACUUUACAUUAACGUUAAGGGUACCUAGCAAGCUCGGUUCUCCAUACAAACAUAAUUGCGCUCUCAUUCUAAAACGACUAGCUAGAUUCCUUUGAAACUUUGUACUUACAAUAGGAUAAGGUAUAUGUAGGGCUGUAAUUAGUUUAUGUAGCCUCAGGUACCAUAGUUAAAAAUAUAGCGAAUUUAAGAUUUUCAUACAAAAAUUGUUUUUCCUCUAUUUCGUUUGUUUUAUAAGGUAGAGCAAUACGAACUAAUUUCAGCCCUAGAUAUACCUCGUGUCAGUAUAUGCAGUGUCAUUACAAUACAGCACGUAGUUUUAAAAUGAGAACGUAACUCCGUCUGUAUGGGAAGGUGAAAUUCGGCCGAGAUUGGCGGGGACUCUUUAAGCGCCGAUUGAAUACAUUUUAUUUGUAGUCCCUUGGGUAACUGUCAUUCCCUUCCAACCUAACUUCGAGUUCUCGAUAUCGAACGGGUAAGGUUGGUCAAAAUGAGAAUAACCGGGUCCAAUAAGGACCCAGUAACAGCAACAGUACGGUCAAUGAGGCCAAGACCGUCUAUAUGAGAAGACCAUCUGUAGUCUUUUUCAAACGCAAAGGGUAGGGUGACAUUUGUUUUCUUUUUCAUUUCACGCCAUUAACGUUCCAGACCAAUAUUUUUUACAAAAAUAACUAGAAUCCAAAUAGGACAAAAAUACAUAUCUUCGUAGCUUAAAAUAUAUAUUAUCAUGUUAUAAAAAUGAAAAGAUAAAUUUUAAUAUCGUUGAGUUUCAUUAUUUAAAACGGAACUAGAUUCCGGUCGUGUCAAAUCGUUUCAGUUGUGUUCAAUUGUGAAGGUAUGUUUACUUAAAAAUAUAAAUCAUCACCAAUAGACUCUAUUAUAUGCCCUUUGCAGAUUUAAUUGAGAAUCGUAAAAAAAAAACAUUUCUAAUUUGCAUUGUCUCGUGGCAAUCAUAUGGUCGUCCCUAUAAUUGCUUUUUGACAUGUCAGCCUACCAUUCCGUUUGAAAAAUACUUCGGAAAAUUUGAUUUUAAUCUCAAAAUGCAGAACUCUUACUUAUAUCUUCUGUUGCCACCGUGUAAUAUAUUAACUCAACUUUUUUUUUUCUUAAAAAAAACCUGAUCACGGAAUUAAUCUAAAUUUUACAUCAUUCCAAGUUUUAAAAACGCGAUUAUAUGAAAUGUUUUUGGAGGGAAAAUGUUACCACUACUUUUGAGGUUAUAAUUUUUAUAAAAUUUCAAAUCUGAAAAAAACGGACUAUAGUUAUUUUUAAUGUUGCCAUGGUGCUGAUUACUUAUAUCAAAGUAUGGCUCCCGCAUUUACGCAAUAAAUGAAGCACUGUAAACAAACAUUGAUUUAUAGUUAAUUUUAAGGUGUCUUACGUUAGACAUGUUACCCAUUUGGUACAAAUGUAACGAUUAUAUCACAGAAAUUCGUAGUUUCUUGUAAAUGUAUUGAUAUUCUUUACGUAUUACUUUACGCAUAUUACGUGUAAUUAAUAAUUAUAUAAGGGGUCGUGGACAAUCAAAACAUCAAUGUUUCGACUUUUUAAAGUUAUUUAUACAAAAAAGGUAUAUUUUUGUUUUCUUAUUUUUUCUUUCGGGAAACAUUUAAAAUAAAAACACAUUUAAACAUUAUUUUUAGUUUAUUCACACUGCCAUUUAUCUCAAAAAGAUAGAUACCAAAUGACUUGUGAGGAAUUAACAACUGGAGACUAUAUAAAUCUGUAUAAAACAGUCUGCCGAUUUUUGUGGGGGAGGGGCACGCCAAAUUUUUUUUUAUAUACUACGUCGGUGGCAAACAAGCAUACGGCCCGCCUGACGGUAAGCAGUCUCCGUAGCCUAAGUACGCCUGCAACUCCCGAGUUACAUGCGCGUUGCCGACCCUAAAUCCUGAAAAAUCCUGAAAAAUGAAAUGUCUGAUAAACGUCAGUCCAUACAAUAAAUAUGACUUUUGGCCGAAGUUUUCGACAGAGAGGUAAGCUCUUAAAGGCGACGUUUACUUAACAGUUGUUAAAUCCUCCAAGCCAAAGAAAACUCGGCAACAGGUAGUACAGUUUGACCCAGGACUGUCUCAUUCCAAACAUAGCCAUAGAGAAUCAUACUGCCUUUGUUUUACGCUAGUACUGGCACCGAAAAGAAAGGGAUGAGUAUAGUUUUUCUGGUUCUUACUGACUGAUAAGUGUGUUUGUGUUUGGGGCAGAAAGUUAAAAAAUUUCGUGUUAUCAAAAAUAAUCGCUUUUUUUUCGUAAAUAAUUAUGUUCAAAGUCGAUUCAUUUUAUAUUUAACAAUGAUUGUCCAUGUUCCCCAAUUCUUAAGAGGCUGCUAAUUAUUAAAAAUUAUAUAAAGUCUGACCAGUAAUAUAUGAUCACGCGCCAUAUUGCGGAAUUUCAUUGGAACUAAAUUCUUCAUACUAAACUGAACUGUCACCAUAUACACGAGAAUAACAGCGCCCUCUUGACUCUAGAUGAUCAUAUAUUUCUGGUCGAGCUUUACUUAAGUAAAGAAUUUUUAAAUUCAAGUGUUUUGGGAAACAAAGAUGAAUAGAAAUCUUUUAGUGCCAAAGAUGAGAUGGCUGGAUGGUUACAAUAAAAAAUUGUAAGAUAUACGUAUUAAACCUUUUCCAGGCAUAGUAGGAUUUAUCGACCCCAUACGCGCCAAUAGAAUUUUAACUUUAGCAUUCCGAUUUAAGGUUUAAAUUAGCUUGCAUUUUCGGGAAAUGUGACUUGUCUUCAAAUGAAUCAUCGAAGCUGUAGUGCAGGGGUCGCCAAAUGGCGGACCGCGGUCCGCAUCCGGACCGCCGACCCGUUUUGUGCGGACCGCGAGAACACAGCAACUUUUGCAGUACGUAAUUUAAAAUAAAAAUGUAUCCCCCGCAUUAUCUUUGUUGACGUCAAUUUGAAAAGGCCGGGCGAAGUCACUAGCUAAGAUAGUCCAGAUAGUCCGCAACAAAAACGGACAUUUUUCUUAUUGAUAUGUAAAAAAAUACCUUUGUUUUUUCUGUAAUUACAUUUGUUUAAUAAAUAUUUUUUCUAUAAAAUGUUGUGCGGACCGCGAUGGUCAUUUCAUUUCUUAAUACAGACCCCGAGCGAAACUAAUUGGUGACCCCUGCUGUAGUGUGUGUAAAGCUGUGUGGGCUAAGAUGCUCUUUAUCAUUUGUCACCAUGCUUGUCACGUUCUAACAAGUAUGUAAGUGCGAAAGUGACGGGCAUAGUGACAAGCGGUAAAAAUGGAACCAUGCUGCCACCGCUGGAUUCAUUGGAAUAUAUUUGGAUUUUAUGGGAAAACCUUGUAGAGUCAGACCAUGAUAAGUUGGCAGCGAUUUUGAUAGCCCAGCCUGUGCAAGUGUUAUAGCCUAAGUAUAAGUAUAAGCACAAAAUAAGAAAUAAACAGAAGGUCCGUUCCCGCCGUUCUUGAAAAUACAUACCUAAACUUGCCCGAUUCACUAGGGUUGCUUCUGUAUUAAUUUCGAAUUUUAAAAAGGAGUAGGUAAUAUAAGUUUACAGACAUACAUACAUCGAUUCGUUUAUACAUACAUCUUAUCAUGUUUACAUUCCUUAGAGACUGCAUUUUGACGUACAUGACAGUAGGUACCUACGUAGCGGCGGGGACGUCAAGUGAGCAACGCGCGCACAGCCUGACUAAGCUCUGCCCGAGAGUGCCCGAGAACGCCUGUAAAUGUAACGUCGGUGUGCGUAAAUGUCACGUCUGUGUGCAUGCGGCGAAAAUGGCACUUUGUACUGAGCGGACUCUGCUCCGGCGCGCGCCGCCGCUAUUUACUUUGUGGUAUAAGCUUGUACGUCAAACAUCUAUGAAAUUAUGACGUUUACUUAACACUUAACACAGGCUAGGCUAUCAAAAUCGCUGCCAACUUAGCUUGGUCUGACUCUGGAUCGGUGCUGCCUGGAAAAGGGUUGAUUGAAGGUUUUCUAUAUUUUCAUGCGCUAAAUUAAUGUAGAAAGUAAUAUUUCACUUAUAAUCAUACGAGUGUUAUGGACUGUAAAAUGGUAAUAAAUAUUUUUAAUUCGGCUGUGUAAAGAGAGAAUGGUAAUUUUAAAUCAAGUUCUAAUAGUUGUCAAGUAGCAACCAGGAAGUCAGCCAUGAUAAUGUUAAGCGUCAGGACAAGGCACGGAAACCGGUUAAAUAUCCAAACCGUGAUCAUGUACUUGGUGCGCAACCAUUUAAAUUUCGGUUUCGUUCGUAGAACUGUUAUUUUUAAACCGGUUUUUAGGAGAACAUUUCCUUAAAGUUCUUGUUAGAAACCGGUUUAGAACAAUAAAAAAGUGUCUUUGUUUACGCGGGACACCACCACGCCGGCCGUCUCGCCGCUCGUCGAAUAAACCGGUUUAUUUGGGUUAUAAUAAAGUUCUUAAAACGUUCGCGUUCUUAUGAAAGUUCCGAUAUUAUAACCGAAAUAAACCAGUAUUUACCGUUAUUUUUAAAACCGGUUCCGAGCCUUGGUCAAGGAUUUAUUUGUCUAUUAUACACGUCACACGUGACAAUAUUUCGAUUGCCUACUUGAAAAGAACCGAUUGCUAAUAGAAUAUCGCUAUUUAAACUUUUGGACUCUUUACGUCAUAAACAAAAAUGUCACUCACACGCCAAGGUCACGGGCGCAAGCGAGCUAAUGUAAACCUUACUAGAAAUUUUGAAGGUUAAUUUGACAGCGUACGCCAUCUAUAGUUGUCCUUGGCGCGGUGGGCACGACUAGUAACGACGCCUUUAGGUGUUCUUGGCGUUCAAAAGGUUUAAAGCAGAUUUUUUUUGCAAAUUUAUUAAGUUUUUUAUUAUUAUUUACGCCCAGCAUUUUCGUGGUCGCAUUUUUGUCGAAUGUGUCACUAAAUAAGAUAUUAGAUAACUAGAGAUUUAAAUUUUCUAUCUAGGUGCUUAUUAAAACUUUUUAUGUAUGUAUGAAAUUGAAAACCAUGAGAAAAUAUAGAAGCUAAAAGUUUCAAUGCAAUUGAAACUUCAUCAAAAGAAGUUUUAUAUUUAUAACGUUUAAUUGAGACGUUUGGUGAGCAGUUCGGUGUGAUUAAAGGUUUGGUUUUAUCAACCACGGCUACCGCGAGUUGGACAUUUACGCUAGCGACUUCGUACACUCAAUCGCAUUCUCUCGUACCAAUACAUCAGUGCGAGCGACAUGGACUGCGAUCGAGUGUACGCAGUCGCUUAAGUAAACGUCAAGUGUCCACUCAUGGUAUGGCUACUGAUUUGCAUUGCGCUCAGUAAAGCUCUGGUUUCCUAGGAUAGCGGUACCGUCAUAUAGCGGCCGUAAUAUUACGGACGCAAAAAUAAUGUUCCUUCAAUCACCGCCCUCUAGGACACCGCCAUAUUGUUUACAUAGUCAACGUUCUAGUAACGUCAUUCAGCCGCACAUACAACAGAAGUCACCUUCUUCCUUAAACUAUCGGCCCGGUUCGAAAAAUGAUUUAAACACGUUUAAGAUCUUGGAAAGAUCUUUAAAAGAUCGAUAACUAAACGACAUGUCAAAAUUGACGUUUAUUUCGAUUCCGCUGUGUUCCCAAUAAGAUUAUCUACGAUAUUUCUAACGUCAAAGUGACAUUGGUUGUCCGAAUCGAGCUACUUCUGUCAAUUAUACGACAUACAAACGAUAUCUAAAUGAGAACUUAUCAAAACCCGAACUUAUCGUUAGCGUAUGUCAUUCUUCGAAUCGGGCCGUAAGGCUGUAAUAGGGUAUUUGACUGUAUUUAAAAUAAAUUAUUUCACACCAUGCGCGAAAUAAAGCACAAUAACAUUAUUAGAGAAACUUAGACAGCAGUUAUUUUUAGAAACUAGUUCUAUUUUAUAAACGUAUAUAUCCUAUACGGCCGCUAUAUGACGGCACCUCUAUCUUAGGAAACCAGAGCUUUAGUAAAAAAAUGAAAAUUGCGCAAUCACCUUACCAACCGUCUUAGUUGAGUGACUUGAGUGAUAAGAUUAUGAAUGAAUGAAUGAAUGAAUGAAUGAAUGAAUGAAAUUAUAAUUUACUAUUUGCAUAUUUAGCGCGUGUUCCAGUGAAUUAAUAAUUUGUAUGUUCACAAAUACCACUUACAAUGUAAUUUACCAGCAUUCGUGCCAAAAAUAUAGAAACGAUGAUAUACGCACGUAGGCUACGGUACUAGCUUACUCCCAAACCGAUCAUAGGCUUGUUUUAUAUAGCGGCACGAAAAAAAGUAACUGGUAUUUGCAUUUAAUAAAGAUAUAACUUGCCAUUUGAUUAUAAUAAAAAAUCGCCAAAAUUCACGUUCCGCUUGUAUUCUCGUCAAUUAUAUUCGAUAUCAUAUAUUUUUGUGAAAAAAAAAUCUAUUUUGCUAAUUAAACUAUCGGUAGUGUAAAAGUAGUUGGCUAGAUCUUCAACUGUACGUAUAAUAUAUAGAAAUGGGACAGAGUUAUAGUAGAAUAUGGAGUUGACAUUGCCUCCCUGUCACACUUACGGAAUGACAAGUGCGACAGAGAGGCAACACGUCGAACGUGGUUCGAGGUAGGCCCUCUGCACGGCUACCACAAGUUAGCAUUUGACAUUUACGUUAGCGUGAACUAGAUCGUAUUCCCUCUCUAUCGCACCAAAACAUCAGUGCGAGCGAGAUACUCUGCGAUCGAAUUUACGCAGUCGAUAAAGUAAACGUCAAGUGUUAACUCGUGGUACGGCUAAAUAUUUACCUACAACUGAUUGUUAAAUCGGUUUCUUUUUAAACUUCAUAUUCUACUAUAACUUUUGUCUAAAUAGAAAAUCAAGUAUACGAGCUAAUGGAAAUAAAGUAGUCAAAAUAGGAAGUCGGACUGCGAUUAAAACGAAUUUCCCAUUGAACAAUAAAAGAAGUUUUAAAAAUAUACGGAAUGAAGUCGGCAGAUGUCGCUUUACGCCACCCCAGAAGGCGUAUAUACAUAAGGGAAGGAAUUGAGAGAUUUGCGAGGUUCUGGUAAGUUUCCGUAGCUCAAUUGGUUAAACGCAAUGCACGAAUUGCUGAGGUUGCGGGUUCAAUUUCUGCUGAAAGCGUCUAUUUAUAGAUUUUUUCCUUUAAUAUAUAAAUUUGUAGGACCAAGCUAACUCUUCAUGGCUUUUGAAAUUACAACGUGUGGCAAUUAAGCCCCUGGUGUAUAUGAAGCCAUAUGUGGCAGUUGUAAUAAUCAGCUCUAUUGACGGCUAUUAAAGUCCAUAAACAAAAUAAUUUCAUUUCACAGGUUAAUGUCAAUUUUCUAUAAAAAAUAUGUCAAAAAUAUUAUAAUGACACUCCUUAACUUUGUUCUAUACAAGUCGUUUGCUUGGGUGCUUCGUUAGUUAACCAUUUUGACUUCAAUGACGGACAUGCCCGUACUGUAGUUACAGUCAGCAAAGCUAUCCACUUGGCACUCCUGCAUACAAGUGUGUAUGCAGGGGUGCAAAGCCAAAGACGGAUUAAUCUGUCACAGAUCACAGAGUAACAUAUACCUACGUACAUAUACAUAUAGUUCAAUGGUGACAUGGCAUCCGAGUGACAGCUUGUGUUUGACACGGCGUCGAAAAGGUUACAAACCAAAAAAUAAGUAAUUUGACUAUGCAGUCCGAUCCCCUAUUUUGCCUAGAAGCAGCGCCUCAACCAUUUUCAUGAUCUCGUAUACAGUAGCUAUAGAUCGUGUCAUUCACGAGGACGCGUGCCAUGACUCGUAUUGUCAUGACAUUAAAGGUUAGAUUUGACAAAUCUGCGCGCCAUCGUGGAUGACACGACCUAUAUUAUAGCUAAUUGUAAUAUCAGUUUUCAUGUAGUACAAACUGAAUACGUAGUUCGAAUAGAGCUGUUAAAACUACUUCCUAUUCCUUGAUCUCUGGAACCUAAAACUAUGACUUUAAAAAGUUAUUAGAAAAAAAUCCAACAACAUUCGCAAGGAGUUUCAGUCUAUGUCUUAACACAUCCACUGCCAACAUUUUCGUACCGCUACUCUCGUAGCCGAUCCCAGCGUUUUCCCGCUUUGUAGAGGAAAGUGACUAUGAACAGAGAGCUCGCUGAGCGGGUUCCCGGCACUCAAUGUGUUAAGGAUAUAGAGUUGAAAUUCCUCUUUCUGAGUCCUCGUUUAAAAUUGAAAAUGUAUUAAAAUAAUGUAAGGUUGAAUAAUUUUUUUGUAAAUAUUCUUCGUAAGAGGUUUCGAACGUGACUGUGGAUGUGAAAUACAAAUAAAUGUAGAUGAGAGUAGGUA